UGCCUUCGGGGCUGGGCAGCAGCAAGCAUGGCCAGUCCAGGGGCCUCGGCACCCCUGCCCGAGUUACCAGAGAAGAACUGUGGGUACCGCGAGGUCCAGUACUGGGACCAGCGCUACCGGGGCGCUGCCGACUCUGCCCCCUACGAGUGGUUCGGGGACUUCUCUUCCUUCCGUGACCUCCUAGAGCCGGAGCUGAGGCCGGAGGACCGUAUCCUCGUGCUAGGCUGUGGAAACAGUGCCCUGAGCUACAAGUUAUUCCUUGGGGGCUUCCCUGAUGUGACCAGUGUGGAUUACUCAUCAGUAGUGGUGGCUGCCAUGCAGGCUCGAUAUGCCCAUGUGCCCACGCUGCGCUGGGAGACCAUGGAUGCACGGUCACUAGGCUUCUCCAGUGGCUCUUUUGACGUGGUGCUUGAGAAGGGCACGCUGGAUGCCCUGUUGACUGCAGAACAGGAUCCCUGGAAUGUGUCCUCUGAAGGUGUCCACACUGUGGACCAGGUGCUGAGUGAGAUGGUGGAGUACAAACGCGCCACGCUGCGGGAUGAAGACGCACCCGAGACCCCCGUAGAGGGCGGGGCCUCCCCGGACGCCGUGGAGGUGGGCAAGGGGGUCCUCCCUGUCUCACCAGGCCCCCGCCCUGGCAUGACGCCCGGCACACCCAGGAGCUCUGGGUUGCCCUGGAGGGUCACCUGCCCCCGCCUCGGCUCCAUCUCUGGCCUCUGCGCUAGGACUAUGCGUCUUUGCUUCAUGGCUCUGGAAACUGCCUGUGCCUUCACCCUCUUGGAGGACUUCUACGAUUGGAUCGCCUACCUGCAGCUUGCUAGCUCGAGGUCCUCCUCUGUUCCCCAGGUGGGAUUCCAGAAGAGGACAAGACACCUCUUGGGCUCCCACACCCAGCUGGAGCUGGUCUUGGCUGCUGUCUCUCUACUGCUGGCUGCACUGCUUCUGGGUUGCUUUGUGGCCCUGGGGGUCCAGUACCACAGAGACACAUCCCACAGCACUUGCCUCACAGAGGCCUGCAUUCGAGUGGCUGGAAAAAUCCUAGAGUCCCUGGAUCGUGGGGUGAGCCCCUGUGAGGACUUUUACCAGUUCUCUUGUGGAGGCUGGAUCCGGAGAAACCCUCUGCCUGAUGGGCGUUCUCGCUGGAACACCUUCAACAGCCUCUGGGACCAGAACCAGGCCAUGCUGAAGCACCUGCUUGAAAACGCCACCUUCAACUCCAGCAGCGAAGCUGAACGGAAGACGCAGCGCUUCUACCUCUCCUGCCUACAGGUGGAGCGCAUUGAGGAGCUGGGAGCCCAGCCGCUGCGAGACCUUAUUGACAAGAUUGGUGGUUGGAACAUUACGGGGCCCUGGGACCAGGACAACUUCAUGGAGGUGCUGAAGGCAGUAGCAGGGACGUACAGGGCCACCCCCUUCUUUACUGUCUACAUCAGUGCCGACUCUAAGAGUUCCAACAGCAAUGUCAUCCAGGUGGACCAGUCUGGGCUCUUUCUACCCUCCCGAGAUUACUACCUAAACAGGACUGCCAAUGAGAAAGUGCUUACUGCCUACCUGGACUACAUGGAGGAGCUGGGGGUGCUGCUGGGCGGACAGCCAGCCUCCACGCGGGAGCAGAUGCAGCAGGUGCUGGAGCUGGAGAUACAGUUGGCCAACAUCACGGUGCCUCAGGACCAGCGGCGGGAUGAGGAGAAGAUCUACCACAAGAUGAGCAUUGCAGAGCUGCAGACCCUGGCGCCUUCCGUGGACUGGCUGGAGUUCCUGUCCUUCUUGCUGUCACCGCUGGAGCUGGGUGAUUCUGAGCCCGUGGUGGUGUAUGGGAUGGAUUAUUUGCAGCAGGUGUCAGAGCUCAUCAACCGCACACAGCGAAGUGUCCUGAACAAUUACCUGAUCUGGAACCUGGUACAGAAGACAACUUCAAGCCUGGACCGCCGCUUUGAGUCUGCACAAGAGAAGCUGCUGGAGACCCUCUAUGGCACCAAGAAGUCCUGCACGCCGAGGUGGCAGACCUGCAUCUCCAACACGGAUGACGCCCUUGGCUUCGCUCUGGGCUCCCUCUUUGUGAAGGCCACGUUUGACCGGCAGAGUAAGGAAAUUGCAGAGGGGAUGAUCAGUGAGAUCCGGACCGCCUUUGAGGAGGCCCUGGGCCAGUUGGUUUGGAUGGAUGAGAUCACCCGCCAGGCCGCCAAGGAGAAAGCAGAGGCCAUCUAUGACAUGAUUGGUUUCCCGGACUUCAUCCUGGAGCCCAAAGAGCUGGAUGAUGUUUAUGAUGGGUACGAAGUGUCUGAAGAUUCCUUCUUCCAGAACAUGUUGAAUUUGUACAACUUCUCUGCUAAGGUGAUGGCUGACCAGCUCCGCAAGCCUCCCAGCCGGGACCAGUGGAGCAUGACCCCCCAGACAGUGAACGCCUACUACCUUCCAACCAAGAAUGAAAUCGUCUUCCCCGCUGGCAUCCUGCAGGCCCCCUUCUACGCCCGCAAUCACCCCAAGGCCCUGAACUUCGGUGGCAUCGGCGUGGUGAUGGGCCACGAGUUGACACAUGCCUUUGAUGACCAAGGGCGCGAGUAUGACAAGGAAGGGAACCUGCGGCCAUGGUGGCAGAAUGAGUCACUGGCAGCCUUCCGGAAUCACACGGCCUGCAUGGAGGAGCAGUAUAGCCAGUACCAGGUCAACGGGGAGAAGCUCAACGGCCGCCAGACGCUGGGGGAGAACAUCGCUGACAACGGAGGGCUUAAGGCUGCGUACAAUGCUUACAAAGCAUGGCUAAGAAAGCAUGGGGAGGAGCAGCAGCUGCCAGCGGUGGGGCUCACCAGCCACCAGCUCUUCUUCGUGGGAUUUGCCCAGGUGUGGUGCUCGGUCCGCACACCCGAGAGCUCUCACGAGGGGCUGGUGACCGACCCCCACAGUCCUGCCCGCUUCCGCGUGUUGGGCACCCUCUCCAAUUCCCGUGACUUCCUGCGGCACUUCGGCUGCCCUGUCGGCUCCCCUAUGAACUCAGGGCAGCUUUGUGAGGUGUGGUAG
Hippopotamus amphibius kiboko is the source of this 3018-nucleotide messenger RNA. RefSeq names its product endothelin converting enzyme 2 (gene ECE2). Gene Ontology annotation, biological process: protein processing. The coding region runs from base 28 to 3018 and encodes 996 amino acids. The record is from RefSeq and is a predicted model, not a curated record. Gene Ontology annotation, cellular component: plasma membrane. Gene Ontology annotation, molecular function: metalloendopeptidase activity. NCBI's taxonomy places the organism in Eukaryota, Metazoa, Chordata, Mammalia, Artiodactyla, Hippopotamidae. The transcript has 20 exons.